AUGGAGUCGAAAAUUCAGUACUUUACAGCACCAGCAGUUACCGCCAGCGAAGCGCCUCUGCCACCGCUCACCAUUUCGUAUAAAACCGUGGGAAAUCCCUCUUCACCAGCCAUCCUCAUCCCGACAUGCUUUGGCGGCAAGAUUGAAGAAUCGCUUACAUUUCUAUGGCGGCAAACAGGCACCGAACCACCCGUGCUGAGCAAUUACUAUGUCGUCAUCUGCGGCUUGCUGGGCGGCAGUGAGUCAUCGUCGCCGUCUAAUGCAGAGCAGAGCAUCCGCGGAUCCAAGUUUCCCAAGGUCACUUACAAGGACAACAUUGACUUGCAGUACAAGUUGUGCCGAAGUCUCGGCAUCCGCUCUCUAGUCGCCUACAUUGGCUUCUCCAUGGGUGGUCAGCAGGCAUACCACAUGGGCAUCCUGUAUCCCGACUUUGCUCAUCGUAUUAUUGCGCUGGCCACGUCUGCGCGCACAAGUAUGCACAAUAAGGCUAUUCAAACCGCUCUGCGUGCUUCCAUUAUCAACAGUGUAGACUGGUGCGGCGGCGAGUACAAGACGCCUUGCCGCCAAGGAACUGUUGCGUUUGGCAAGGUAUUUACAGGAUGGGCCUUUAGCACCGAGUGGUUCGACGCUGAAGGGUGGAAAGCUCUUGGAUUUAAUACUAUUGAAGCUCUCUUUGAAGACGACGAAAAGAAUGGUCUUGGCUCGUGGGAUGCUCACGAUCUACUCUGCCAGUUGUAUACUUGGGAACAUGGCGACAUUUCGAUCCACGGCCCACAGCCCGGUAAUCUCAAGCUGGCUCUAGAGCAGUUGAAGAUGCCGAUUUUGCUUCUGCCAUGCCGCACCGAUCUAUUCUUUCCUCCUGCACAUAGCAACAGUGAAGUCCAGUAUCUGGCGCGGGGCACCAUGACUGUGCUGGACAGCAUAUGGGGACACAUUGCCGUUGGCGGGUUUGAUCUGAAACCAGAAGAAGCAUUCCUUCAAAAACAAAUCAGCGAUUUUUUGAAAAAGUAA
[Torrubiella] hemipterigena is the source of this 1011-nucleotide messenger RNA. The record is from the annotation of a GenBank genome assembly. NCBI's taxonomy places the organism in Eukaryota, Fungi, Ascomycota, Sordariomycetes, Hypocreales, Clavicipitaceae.